Talpa occidentalis (Iberian mole) is the source of this 1203-nucleotide messenger RNA. RefSeq names its product olfactory receptor 2G3-like. The record is from RefSeq and is a predicted model, not a curated record. Gene Ontology annotation, cellular component: membrane. The transcript is spliced from 3 exons. Lineage: Eukaryota; Metazoa; Chordata; Mammalia; Eulipotyphla; Talpidae. Gene Ontology annotation, biological process: G protein-coupled receptor signaling pathway. Gene Ontology annotation, molecular function: olfactory receptor activity; G protein-coupled receptor activity. Bases 1 to 1203 code for a protein of 400 amino acids.
AUGCAGCAGCCAUGCCAGGCCCUAGGCGGACCCUCCAGCAGCAGGACAGAAGGGCCGCGGGCCUCCCACACCGCCUCGGAGAAGACCGGGUGGGCGGAGCUCAGCCUGCUGGCGAUCAACCCCAGGGCGCAAGCCGGCGAGACAGGGGGAAGGGAGGAGCCGGCGAGGCCCGAUGGGCUGCUGGAGGUGGGUCUCUGCGCGCUGGGCAGCGCGGGCGGAGCCCCAGGUGGGAGCCCAGUGAGCUCUCCACCGCGGUCCCGGUCCCGGCCCCACCUGCUGGUCUCAGGCCCGGCACGCUGGGCCAAGGAGCACCGUCUUCCCGGUGGCUCCUCGGACCACCCCUGGCUGGAGAUGCCGCUCUCUGGCGCCUUCCUGCUCUCCUCCCUGCCGACCCUGCCGGGCCACGGUUCCAUCGUCCUCUCCCUGCCGGGCCCCAGGCUGCGCACCCCCAUGUACUUCUUCCCGGGCAACCUCUCCGUGCGGGACCUCCGCGUCACCAGCACCAUCGUGCCCCCGCUGCUGGCCAACCUCAGGGGCCCCGACAAGACCGUGGCCUUCUGGGGCUGCGUGGCGCAGGCCUACCUCUUCCCCUGGACGGGGUGCACCGAGUGUGCCCUGCUGGCCGUCAUGGCCUACGACCGCCACGUGGCCAUCUGCCGGCCCCUCCGGUACACCCUCCUCAUGCCGCCCCGGGCAUGCGUGCAGCUGGCCGCCGUGGCCUGGGUCAGCGGCCUGGCCAACGCGCUGGUGCAGGCCACGCUCACCUUCCAGCUGCCUCACUGCGGCCACGGCAGGCUGGACCACUUCUUCUUCUGCGAGGUGCCCGUGCUGAUCAAGCUGGCCUGUGGCGACACCACGGCCAACGACCUGUCCCUGGUGGUGGGCGCCCUGCCCUUCGUGCUGGUGGCCCCCGUGCUGGUGCUCGUGUCCGACGCGUCCAUCGCCAGGGCCGUGCUGCGGUCGCCGGCAGGCGAGGGCAGGUCCAAGGCGCUCAGCACCUGCAGCUCCCACCUGGCGGUCGUGCUCAUGUCCCUCGGACCCGGCAAAUACAUGGACCUGCAGCCGCCGGCCCGAGGCGCUUCCCAGGCCAGAAGGGGGCAGGACACCCCAGGAGGGGAAGAGCACCAGCUCCCCGAGCCCGCAGCCUGGGCGGGCACCCCGGGUCUGGAGCGGCGGCCCCCGGGGCUGCCCGCUGGGGCCUGA